Messenger RNA from Neocloeon triangulifer, 676 nucleotides. RefSeq names its product translocon-associated protein subunit delta-like. The record is from RefSeq and is a predicted model, not a curated record. The coding region runs from base 43 to 561 and encodes 172 amino acids. The transcript has 2 exons. Gene Ontology annotation, cellular component: endomembrane system; membrane; endoplasmic reticulum. Lineage: Eukaryota; Metazoa; Arthropoda; Insecta; Ephemeroptera; Baetidae.
UCUUUCGAGUUGUCCACCGCCUGUUUCCACGUUGGACGAAAAAUGGCCGGUGCAAGAAGCCUUCUGUCAGUCCUGCUGGCCGUGUGCGCCGUUUCCUGGGCGAGUGCCGACUCCUGCGGCAAACCCGAGGUGUCGGCCACUUCGUACACGACGCAGGACGCGACCGUGCUCACCAAUAUCGCCUACGUGGCCGAAUUCUCGCUGAAAUGCUCAAACGCCAUCAAGGGUCUGCCCCUGUACGCCGAGGUCAACGGCAAGAUUCUGCCCGCUGCCAGGACCAGCGACGACAACCACUAUCAGGUGAGCUGGACUGAAGAGGUGAAGAAGGCCCGCAGUGGCAACUUCAACAUCAAUCUUUUCGACGAAGAAGGCUAUGCUGCCCUGCGCAAGGCCAUUCGCAGCGGAGACGAUCUGGGCUUGGUGAAGCCCCUCGUGAGCGUCCUGCUGAACCACCCUGGCUCCUAUCAGGGCCCUUGGGUCAAUUCAGAGUUCAUGGCCGCUGCCCUGGCCGUGGUGGUCUGGUAUUGUGCCUACACCUUCAGGAACAAGCUGCUGUACUGAAAACUCGAAAGAAUUCCGAAAAUCUGAAGGGCGUUCAACGACGUUGAUGUAUGGGCCGAGUGCGUGGGAUGAUUUUUUUGUAUGAUCAAUAAAUCUAAUUAUUGUUUUCAAAAAA